AUGGCUACAGGCCAUGGCAACGACCCCUCGUCACACAUGACAUGCCUCUUUCUCGACUGGGAUGGAACACUCGCUACAACAGACACGCUCGCCCGCAUUGCGCGAAUUGGAUACGACCAUCAGGGGCAAAAGUACGACGCAAAACAACCCGAAGAUGAAGACGAGUUUCUGGGCAUCUAUCCACCUGGAUACGAGACCAGUUCAUCUUCAUCCUCAAAUCCUCUCCAGACCAAAGGUGUGCCCGGUCCAACUGCACCGACAAUAGCCGCAGAACCCACAUCCUCUGCCCCUGGCAGACCUUCAUGGCCCGCAAUAUCAAACGCCUAUAUGGCCGACCUCAACCACUUUACAAAACGAGAAAACAGGAAGAAAAGGGAAAGGAAACCGAACAGCUCUGCGGAACUAUCCGACACAUCCCUGGCUGAGAUUCUCUCUUUCCAACAACGCACACGCGAAAUCGAAGAGCGCAGCACACGGCGCUUAGAAAAAUGGGGCAUUUGGAAGGGCAUCACAGACUACGAAAUCGACGCCGCAGCAAAAGACGCAAUCGACUCUGGUGAAAUCGCGUUACGCAAUGGUUGGGAGGACGCGAUUCGACAGGCGGUUGAGCCCAGUUCUUCCUCCGCUUCGGGAGGUCAAAAUAACGGUACAUCUCAUCAGGGAAAAGCCGCCAUUGUCAGCGUAGGCUGGAGCAUACGAUUUAUCCGGCAAUGUCUAGCCCAAGGAGAGAAACAUGAUAAGCAAAAGUCCAGCGGCGUUACAGCGUCGAUGGAUAUUGCUGCGAACGAAAUCGACGGCGCAACUGGCCACAUGAGUCGCUAUUUUGACGAGGUUAAAAGCCCCAACCCCCGUCGAAACCUUGCAAGAAGCGGCGGGAUAUGGACGGGGGAAGAUAAAUGGCGCAUUGUCAGGGAGUUUGUACGUACUGCUGCAGCAGCAGAUGCGCAGGGGACCGAUACGGAUUCGAAUAAUAUCGACUCUCGUACCCAGAGCAGUAGCAGCAGCAACAACAGCGGCGGCGGCAAAAAAGGAGGAAGGAAAAUCAAGUCAAUAUACGUCGGCGAUUCCACAGGCGAUCUGGAAUGCCUUGUUGGGUGCGACGUCGGGAUAUGUGUCCGGGACGUUGAAGGCCAAGACGAAUCGAAAAUUCUACGUAGCAGCCAACGUAGCCUCGCAGAGACCUGUGACCGGUUAGGCAUUCACGUUAAAUGGGUAGGACACUGGCGGAAGGACGGCAAUGGAGGUGCUCCCAGUGGAGAUGGUAAUGGCACCGGCGGCGGCGGUGACGACGUUGAUGAUAUUAUACCCGAGCUCGAGGCGAAGAUGCUCGCAAAGGGAAAAAUACUCUGGUGGGCGCGCGAUUUCAAUGAGAUUGUACAGAGCGGCAUACUCGACUGA
This is a messenger RNA of Xylona heveae TC161, 1398 nucleotides long. RefSeq lists its product as hypothetical. The record is from RefSeq and is a predicted model, not a curated record. The transcript has a single exon. Lineage: Eukaryota; Fungi; Ascomycota; Xylonomycetes; Xylonales; Xylonaceae. Bases 1 to 1398 code for a protein of 465 amino acids.